Messenger RNA from Fusarium graminearum PH-1, 3558 nucleotides. RefSeq lists its product as uncharacterized. NCBI's taxonomy places the organism in Eukaryota, Fungi, Ascomycota, Sordariomycetes, Hypocreales, Nectriaceae. The record is from RefSeq and is a predicted model, not a curated record. Gene Ontology annotation, molecular function: protein binding. The transcript is spliced from 2 exons. The coding region runs from base 1 to 3558 and encodes 1185 amino acids.
AUGUCAACCUCCAGCCCCGAUUAUGAGGAGCUGUUCGAAAUUGAUGACGAUACUGCUGAGUAUUUGUGGGAUCUUGACGAUCAAAGUCUACGGUCCUUUGCCGCAAGGAAGGAUAGUUACUUGGAUGAUGAGCAAUGUAAGGCCUCGUCUUAUGCAUGCUUCCUUCUCUUCAAGAGGACAAGAUCAGUAAACGACCUAUGGGGGGGUAUCAAUUUGGUUAACCUGUGGCUUCGCCGUAUACCCAACGGUCGCCCAGAGAAGAAGUGCCCAGGACGCAUCCUCCCAAUGUUGUCUGCGCAACUGGAAAAAAAGAACUUUCACGACUCGCUACUUGCCAUUAUCAAUGGUCAACAAUUCAACUUCCUCGAUAUGCAAUUCGGUUGCCUGAUAGAAACGGGCAGCUUCUAUCCAGAAGAUGCCGUUGUACAAGGCGCCAUUUUCAAUAACGCUGGAGUUGAACUGUCGCGUGAGUUUGAAGCUACCGACUCUCUGAUCGAUCUCAGCAAUGCAAUCCUGUUUCUCGAAAAGGCUGUAGCCCUAGCCAGUGAUGACCAUACCAGAGCCGGACGCAAGCACAACCUUGCUACUUUGUACGGGGCGCGAUUCGAAAGGACUGGCUGCACCAAAGACCUCGACAUUGCUAUUGAGCUUACCAAAGAAGCCAUCGCUACUGAGUCUCGGGAUCACCCCGACCUAGUCUAUUACCUAAGUGGUCUUCAGGUCUGGAUGAGCAGAAAAUUUGAACGGUACGGAAAAGAUAAAGAUCUUGAAGAGGCCGUCGAUGCUGCUGAGAUGGCGAUUGCCCUUACUGCCGACGACGAUCCUUACCUAUUAGGACGGCUCAAUGAUCUGGCCAACAGACUCAAUGCCCGGUGCAAGGUUACUGGCGACGAGGAUGAUCUUAUCAGACACAUCCAGCUUAUGCAAAAGGCAUUGAACGGACCAGUUGCCCCAACCGCUUCGCAAAAAGCCUUGUUUCUUGGUAACCUCGGCCAGGGACACUAUGAAAUGUUCAGAAAGCGCAAUUCGGUCGAUGACUUGAUCCGCUCCCUUCAAUUUUAUAGCGAAUCAGUCAAACUUGCCUUCCAGGAGAACCACAAAGAGCCCCCAAGCUUAUUGAAUAAUAUUUCCCUUGCCUACCACGCCCACUUUGAACAGUUUGGUGUCCUGGAGUAUCUGGACAAUGCUAUUUACUAUGCCGGAGCGGCAGUCGACGAAACCGCUCCUGAUCACCCAGACAUCAUUCAAAGGUGGAAGAAUUUGGGCACCUGGCUUUGCUCAAGAUCGAUGUACACCGGCUCUUUGGAUGAUAUAGAUCGUUCCAUCGCAGUGAGUCGUUCAGCGAUUGAAAGAUUGCAUCCAGGCCACCCAGAUAUCGGUAACCAUUUGAGUGGGCUCGGCGGUUCGUUGCACAGACGUUUCGAUAGAACGUGGUCAGUUAGCGACCUCGAGGAAAGUCUCAAGUUUCAACGACAAGCUAUCGAAUGCAACACCAACCCCUCACUACAGACUCUCAUUCUGAACAAUUAUGCGAAUGUUCUAGCCCAACAUGGGCUCAUAACAGAUGAUACAGACUCUGUAUCCAAAGGAAUAGAGCAUAUGAGAACUGUACUUCGGGAAUCUCCUUGCGACGACGCAUACCGACCAAGCCGAGUUUGUAAUUUGGGAAAUUGGCUGUGUCACCGAUUUAGGAGUACGUCUUUGAAGGAAGACAUUGAUGAGGCUAUCAGUCUAACUCAAGAGGCCUGCGAUAUGCUCCCGCCCCAACAUCUCGACAAAGCGGGAUACCUUCAAAACCUGGGUAGUUGUUACAUCGCACGCUUUGAACAGUAUGGCGACGAACAGGAUCAGCUCCAUGCGCUUUCUUCCUACAAGAUGGGGUCAGAAAUGGCUACCGCUACGCCUUCAGCUCGAAUCGAGCUUGCGUUUAGAGCUGCAGAGAUUCAUGCUGACAGAAACGAAUGGAAAGAGUCAAGCAAGUUGAUGGAAAGCGCUAUUGAUCUCUUCCCUACUGUCAGCUUGAGGUUAUUGAAACAUACAGACAAGCAGGAUAUGCUGGGACGUUUCUUUGGCCUGGCCUCAGAUGCCGCGGCCAUUAGCUUGAACGCUGGGAAUGAGCCGUAUCACGCUUUGCAACUACUCGAGCGUGGCCGUGGGGUGAUUGCAGGCCUGUUGAUGGAUAUGCGUGGCGACAUCUCUGACCUCGAGACGAAGCAUCCUGACCUCGCGCAAAAGUUUCGAGCUUUGAGAGAUCAGUUGACUGUUCCAUCAGAUCAGUGGAACUUCUCAGCGUCCAACGAUACGAUCGUUUCUUAUGAUGCCCGGGUCAGACAGCGCCGAGCGGCAGACCAUGAUUUCAACGACCUUAUUUCCAAGAUUCGAGAGGAAACAGACCUUCACAACUUUCUCCUUCUGCCAUCUGAACAAGAACUUAUUGAUGCGGCCAAAUCGGGUCCUAUUGUCAUAAUCAACACAAGUCUAUAUCGUUGUGAUGCGUUUCUUAUUCAAGGUGAUAAGAUUCGUGUUCAACGACUAACAGACCUGACAUUGGAAGAUCUGCUGAAGCAUGUCAGGGUUCUCCAAUCAUCUGCCUCGAGAACUGACGGUGCUAUGAAGGCACUUUUGCAUUGGCUUUGGGAUACAAUCAUGAGCCCAUGUCUAGACGCACUCGGCUUUGUAAAACCGUCCUCAGACGAAACUUUGCCUCGUAUCUGGUGGGUUCCGACUGGACUCUUGAGUCGAUUGCCACUCCAUGCGGCAGGAGAUUAUCGGGAACAGGCCUUCGAUAGCGUGCUGGAUCGAGUCAUGUCGUCUUAUGCACUAUCGGUCAAGGCAUUGAUACAUGGGCGACAGGCAGCUGUCGCUCAAUCUUCUGAACACUCCGACCGCGCCAUUUUGAUCCCCAUGAAACAGACACCAGGCCUUGAUUUCGAUGGACAUCUUCCUUUCGCUGAGGACGAGGUUGAUAUGCUGAAAGACAUGUGCAAGCCUCUUGGACUACAGCCUGUAACACCAGAGCCCCGAAAGGAUGAUGUUCUCGAAUGUGUGAAAUCAUGUACAAUAUUUCACUUUGCCGGCCAUGGAAGUUCAGAUCCAGUCGAGGCUUCAAAAAGCUGUUUACUAUUGGACGACUGGAAGACCAAUCCUCUAACAGUCGAAGACUUUCGAGACUAUCACAUUGGCGAGAACCCACCAUUCCUUGGCUACCUAUCAGCAUGUUCCACUGGUGCCAACACGGUCACCAAACUCGCAGAUGAGGGAAUCCAUCUGAUCAGUUCACUGCAACUUGCAGGUUUCCAGCAUGUGGUUGGAACGUUGUGGGAAGUAUCGGAUAAAUACUGCGUUGAUGUGGCGAGGGUCUUUUACAAGACGCUUCAAGAAGAAGGACUGACUGAUACCAGCAUCUGUAGGGCGUUGCACAAGGCAACCAAGGCUUUGCGAGAUGGUCAGAUUUCAGCUGAGAUGAAGACUCGGUAUGCUGUUUGUGUGGACUUUAAUGAGCCUAUAAAAGUUCUGGACAACUUUCACUGGGUUCCAUACAUCCAUUUCGGCUGUUAG